AUGACAAGAGCCCACAGCUACUCCAAGCUAUCCUACACUUCUGUGCCUGAUAUCGAAGCCGGAGCGGACGACCAUGCCAUGGGCAUCAGCGACGAGUGGGAUGGUUCGGACUCGGAUCUUAAGUCUCCGGCCACUUCGGAUCACUCGAACAGUGUAACAGAGCUGGUCAACCCGGCCGGCUGGAAGGACUGCUCCAAGGCUGUGUGGGAGCACGAUAAGAAGAUGAUAGAAAACUGGAACACAGAGAUUGAUGCUUUUCUCAUAUUUGAUGGUCUCUUGGCCGCAAUUUUGACCGCAUUCAUCGUUCCAUACUAUGUCCUACUACAACCACAAGCUAAUGAUGCGUCCUUGGUGGCGAAGAUUCGGCUUUUCGACUCAACCAGUCAGGGGAACGCCGGAAAUACAACAGUCCCAGCAUACAUCGUUGAGCUCGGGUCAUCGACGAAUAUCACUCCCGAGGAGGCCACAAUUAUCACAAACACAUGCUGGCUCUCGGCGUUCGUCUGUACACUGGCAAUGGCCUCCAUCGGAAUUUAUGUGAAGCAGUGGCUUCAUCGCUAUCAGACUAGCGUGCCGGCGAACGCGCGUCCUAGCGUUCGCGUUUGGUCUCACCGACGACGUAAUCUCGAUGCGUGGUGGGUCGCGAAUAUCAUCAGUGUACUUCCCAUCCUCCUGCAAAUUGCUCUGGCGCUUUUCCUCGUUGGCUUGGUGGUUCAGCUAUGGAGCAUGAACGCCCUAGUCGCGGUGAUCGUAUCUGUUCAGAUUGGCGCCUUGCUACUGUUCACUGUGGUCACUGCAAUCAUGCCUGCUUUCGUCCAUGGAUGCCCGUACAAGUCUCCACUCGCGUGGUUCUUCGUCUAUGUCGUCUCACAUACGAAACGGAUGGUGCGCACUAUAUUGCGAGCACACCGGAAGCGUCCAGAAAUACCAGUUACGUGGACGGACUUCGAACGUCUAUCAGCGGAGGAUGCCGCGCCUCCUCAGGACCCUCACUUGAUGGCGCAUCCCGACAGCGUUCUGAAAGCCGAUGAUUAUAUGGAUAAAGCUGUCCGUCCUUUCAUUGAAAACAGCCCGCUAGUCGACGCUUGCCAUACCCUAGAGCUAAUCAUACAGGGUCGCGCAGAACGGAGGGCUUUCGACAAGCUCUACAGAGACCAGGGCAAGCCGCUCCAACUGACGAUCAUCGCCACGCUGAUCUUGGACGCGAUCAUGCGUGUUGGCACCGACUCGACUUCGCCCACCGCUAGCGUCGCGCGAGCAAAUCUAGACACUCCAGAGGUGAUGCUCCCCCGUAUUGUCACACGACUUGCGGAACAGGAGCCUCAUCCGGGCCUCUUCAUGCGCUCCUUGAAAAUCCUCUCAGGGAAAACAUCUUCGAGGAAGGCACUAACGCAGCAGUCGCGAUGGCUGCUGUCGUCCAUUCUGGCCGACGGGAUUGCACAUUACGCGGGAAUACUGAGCUACUCGGCAGAUCUAGAGGGUUUCAUCCGAUGCAUUCCUAAAGCUCUUCGCCCGGAGGAUAUCCUAUCGCUCGUGUGGACAACUACCAUGGUCCUGUGCUCGUCUUAUAUGUUGUCCGCGAAUGACGCCUCCAAGAUCCGAAGUGUUCUACAUACGGCGAUGAUCAGUCGACAAGCUCAAUUCGACGACAUUGACGCUGCCAAGACAUCCGUGACAACAUCCUCCAGGAAUGUCAUGGACAUCUUCGGGACAUCCUCCUCCGAUAACACCGUCGGGGAAAUGACACCUCCAGUCAGUGCCAUCGAUAUCAUGCGGCGAUGCAUUCGUAUUGCUCGGAAGCAAGUCGAUAGGUGCACUUGGUCUGGAUUCGAGAGGAGCGCUUUGAAGCAUUGGGACGAGCUCCCUGAGGGCAUUGAUGCUCGAAACGCUGAUAGGAAUACGGCUGGCGCCUAUGGCGCGUACUAA
Messenger RNA from Postia placenta MAD-698-R-SB12, 1926 nucleotides. RefSeq lists its product as hypothetical. NCBI's taxonomy places the organism in Eukaryota, Fungi, Basidiomycota, Agaricomycetes, Polyporales, Adustoporiaceae. Bases 1 to 1926 code for a protein of 641 amino acids. The record is from RefSeq and is a predicted model, not a curated record. The transcript has 6 exons.